GCCUCGAAUGACACAAUUUAGAAAGCCACACGACUGCACGGACGGAGAUUCGUUGUGGCACCACCCGGAUACCGGAAGUGUCGGACUAGCGGGUCACGUGAUGUCAUGGCGGCGCUAAAGAGGUUUUGCUUGCCGCUGUUUCGAGGUCCUGGCUUGUUUCUCUGCCCUCAAGUCUUCUACUCAUUUAGACCGAGUCGUCAGUGUACACUAUGUCAGCGAAACUGUAUUACAUCUUCCACCCUUGAGCAGCGACCCUCUUCUCAGACUUGCUUUGACAACAGUGAAGACCAGAACCAGGCUCCGCUUGAUUCUCUCUACACGCCUGAGCAGUGUGCGACGAUUCUGCAUGUCCUGAACACUGCAUCCGAGAGUGAGCUGGCAGCUGUGAAGCUGCUGCGGGGCCGCAAGGCAACCAACAUUGUUGAAUACCGAGGCAAACAUGGCCCCUUCCUUGACCUGAACAGUGUCCUUAGUGUUCCCCUGCUGAAGCACAAAACGACAGCUAUUGUGUUCAGCUCUAUCCUUAGCCCUUCUUCAGUACCAGCAAGGAAAGUGUCCAAAGGAACAACUGUAAAGUUCAUCAAGCCCGAAGUGGAUAGGGAAAUACUAAAGGCAAGUAAUGCAGAGAGCAUAGUGUCGAUAGUGUAUGGCACGAAUAGGAUUGCAUGGGCUCACAUGGAUCACAAGUGUGUAGUCCAGGAUUGGCAACAAGCAGAGUGUCCAGCAUUCAUGAGGGGUACCUACCUGGCUGCAGUGUAUUUGGAGGAUAUUUCUACCAUCGCAUCCAGGAUUCCACAAGCAGAUUUGUAUAUUCUGGAGAAAAGUGCACUCUCUCUUCAAAACACCAACUUGUUUCCCAUUAUGCUGCAUCUACGUACAGUUGAAGCAAUGCUCUUCACUCUGUUGGCUGCUAGGUUCAAAGAGGAUAACUACCCAAGGGUACUGAACAUGCAGCGUAUAAGUGUUGGCAAGCAUUUUGGUCUCAUGGUGGGGGAAUCGAGAACAAGUGGAAUCACAUUAUUGCAGCAGAUGUUGUGCGACUCUGUAAUGCAGAAACACUCAAGGGUAUAUUUUCCUAAGGACAUGGUGGUGCGGUAUAAGAAUAUGUUUCAGCCAGGUGCAAGAAAUCGAAGGGAGGAGAUGUGUGAUGCUUUACUACAGGCCAUAGCAUUUUAUGAAUUACUGUCCAGCACCUAAUAUUUAGGGUGUGAAUUAUGUGAAAGAAUGUACAAAAGUACAAGACAUCUGAUGGGUGUGGGUGAUCACAGUAUGUGGAUAGAUAAAACACCAGUAAGAAUUCUUCAUGCACAGUAUUUUCAAACACCUUUUUUCUUAUUACAGCGCAGUAUUUAUUUGAUUGAGAUAUGAAAUCUGGC
Messenger RNA from Erpetoichthys calabaricus (reedfish), 1376 nucleotides. RefSeq names its product transcription elongation factor, mitochondrial (gene tefm). The transcript is spliced from 4 exons. Bases 106 to 1197 code for a protein of 363 amino acids. Gene Ontology annotation, biological process: transcription elongation by mitochondrial RNA polymerase; mitochondrial transcription. NCBI's taxonomy places the organism in Eukaryota, Metazoa, Chordata, Cladistia, Polypteriformes, Polypteridae. Gene Ontology annotation, cellular component: mitochondrial nucleoid. Gene Ontology annotation, molecular function: nucleic acid binding; DNA polymerase processivity factor activity. The record is from RefSeq and is a predicted model, not a curated record.